Hibiscus syriacus is the source of this 1087-nucleotide messenger RNA. RefSeq names its product ethylene-responsive transcription factor ERN1-like. The coding region runs from base 97 to 897 and encodes 266 amino acids. The transcript has a single exon. The record is from RefSeq and is a predicted model, not a curated record. Gene Ontology annotation, molecular function: DNA binding; DNA-binding transcription factor activity. Gene Ontology annotation, biological process: regulation of DNA-templated transcription. NCBI's taxonomy places the organism in Eukaryota, Viridiplantae, Streptophyta, Magnoliopsida, Malvales, Malvaceae.
CCCCUUUGUCCAUUGAAGAUCAACCAAGUUGAUCCAUACACCUUCUUCUUCUUCUUCAUUCAUAUCUUUCAAAAUCAAAUACAUUUUCUGUUGGCAAUGGAGAUCCAGUUCCAGCAACAAAAGCAUGAGAAAUCAAGUAUCACUGUUAGCAAAGGGAGCAAAUUCAAGGGAAGAAACAAAAGCAGCCUUAAGGUUAACAAGUUUGUUGGUGUAAGACAAAGGCCUUCUGGUAAAUGGGUAGCUGAGAUCAAAGACACAACCAAGAAGAUCAGGAUGUGGCUUGGCACCUUUGACACUGCCGAAGAAGCUGCUAGAGCUUACGACGAAGCCGCUUGCCUUCUCCGCGGUUCCGAUACUCGUACCAACUUCGUCACUCAUGUGUCCUUCCAUUCUCCUCUCGCGUCUCGGAUUCGGAAUCUACUUGACAGCAAGAAGGGAGGUCAGGAACAACAAAGUGUUCUAGUCUCACCCCCCACAACAGCAAGCCCCAGCCCCAGCAUUAGUAGUUUUAAUAGUGGUGGAGGCUUAAGCAAUGAGAAUUCUUCUACUAUUGAAAUCGUUCGAGAUAUGCAGUUGUUCGACGAUGCGUAUAAACCCGACAUGAGCAACUGCACAAGGGAAUUUGAGUCCACAUCUUCCGAAUCGGACUUUUCUUAUACAUGUGAAACAGGGUUCGAUAGGUUUCUUUACACACAAGAAAUCAUGAAUUUACCUAAGAAUGUUGUUUUGCCCGAGGAAACUGGCUCCAAUUUGACGGAGUUCGAGAGGAUGAAAGUCGAAAGACAAAUCUCGGCUUCACUUUACGCUAUGAAUGGACUGCAAGAGUGUAUCGAAACCGUCCAUGAUUCAGCCGAAGCAUUGUGGGAUCUUCCACCGUUGUGCUCUUUGUUUUCCUAAGUUCUAAAACAUGAUCUCCAUUUGGUAUUUGCUUCCGUUUCUCAUUGUAAUAUCAAGAGAGUAGAUGAAUUAGGGUCAAUUGCAUGUUAUUGCAGGUCACAGGGACAAAAAUAACAGGCAGAGAGUAGAAGUGAUCUCCAUUUCGUAAAAUGUCAACUGUUCGGUCUCAUUCAUCUCUGAAUACAAAAUG